Schistocerca gregaria is the source of this 2458-nucleotide messenger RNA. Its product is annotated as G protein pathway suppressor 2. Bases 211 to 1452 code for a protein of 413 amino acids. The record is from RefSeq and is a predicted model, not a curated record. Gene Ontology annotation, biological process: regulation of transcription by RNA polymerase II. Lineage: Eukaryota; Metazoa; Arthropoda; Insecta; Orthoptera; Acrididae. Gene Ontology annotation, molecular function: transcription coregulator activity. The transcript has 9 exons. Gene Ontology annotation, cellular component: transcription regulator complex.
GAAAGGCAAGUCCUAUCGAUAUGUUGACAUUCAGUCUUGUUAAUAUGAAAGUAAGUGUUGUAGCAGACGUGUUGACUAUGGAAAAUUGGAGAGACGUGUGCAAUGAAUGUUUAUGAAUAAUGAGCACAAUCGACGUAUAAGAAAUUCUGUUAUGUUAAGUGAGCAGGUGUAAUUUUAAUCUGAGUUUCCAUUUACGCUACUGUAAUCACAAUGCCUGCAGUUGUGGUGGGUCGUCCGAAAAAGGAAAAGGAAGAUAUGUGGGAAGCGCUUAAGGCGCAUAUAAUUCGAGAGAGGCAGAGAAAGAAACAAGAACAAGAAGCAGAUGCUGAAGUGGAAAGGCAAAGAAAAGAGCGUGAAAGGCAACAGAAACAAGAUGUUAUGACUUUGGGUGAAACACGUGAACAGAUAUCGCAACUUGAGACUCGACUCGCUCAACUUAAAGAUGAGAAGCAUCAACUUUUUCUGCAGCUGAAGAAAGUACUGAAUGAAGACGAUCGCCGGAGACAGCUAGUCAAAGAAUCUAGUGACAUGAUGAGUAUGCAUGCAUAUCCUGCAAUGGCUUUAGGAGGCCAUCCACAAAUAUUUCUACAACAAAACAUCCCUUUGGCAGGCCGUGCACCGAUCUACAAAGUUGCUCCACCACAUGGACAGCAUACACUUUUGCCUGCGGGUGCUUUAAAAAGAACUCGCACACCUUCUCCACCACCUUCAAACUACCAUCAGGGUUAUGGGUACAAACCAGGAACAGUUCCUGCAUAUUCCCAGCAAAAAGUAGAUGAUGGCCGUAGGGGACACGAGUAUGUUCGUGCUGUUUUGUGGAAUAAGGGGACACAGUAUGCCAACUCUCAGCCUUUCUACCCUCCUGCGGUGACGACAGUCAGCUACGCUCCAUCUCCUGGCAGUGGACAGACUGUGUAUACUUACACUUCACAGUAUCCGCAGCCAGCAGCCCCACCACGUGACGAGGGAAAACAGCCUCAGCAACAGCACAGCAUCUAUCUUGGACAACCACGUACCAGUGUGGCACCACAUAGCCAAGCAUACAUGGCUCCAUUGCACCAACCAAUGGAACAUAGUUCUCAGAAAGGGGCAGCAGCUUUUCAGACUGCACAGGAAGCUGCUGACAAAUAUUACCAGGUGCCAUCCAUCAGACCUGCAACACAUGUUCCAAUACAUGGUGGUGCCAUUCCUAUACAGCAGCCACCACAGGGUGCUAAGACUGGAAGUAUUACAUCUGGCUAUCCAAUCAGAGCCCAGCCAGUGUCUGCACAACCGCAGCACAACAGUUCUCAUGUUACCAGCAGCAGCUAUCAACCAGGAGUGUCAGCAUCCCAUAGUGUGUAUGUUACGCAGGCACAAAGUAAUCGUCUAUUGUACAGCCAAGCUGGUCCACCUGGUCACCAGGCACCUCCACAAAAUAGAUAUGUUACCAGCAUGCAGCGGGAAAUGUGAGAAGCUUGGAGAAGAUAUGUAUGAAGAGACAGAAUACAAAGUUAAUUGAUCAGAUAACCUUUGUAAAAGCAUACUGUUGACAAAAUUGCCAAGUGUUUCAGCCACUGUUGUUUGAAACCAGUGAAUUCACAUUAGUUUUCAGUUAUCUGAUAAACGGUGACAGUAUAUACAAGAAAAUAUUUACUAUGUUUUUUAGAAGGUUAGUAUUUUUGUUCGCAUGAAAGUACCUCUAACAUGACAUCACCAUAGACUACUUUAGACUGGACAUCUCAUCUGCUUGGUACAAACUAUGCACAGAAAGUCUUCUUCUCAAAAUGUUUAAUGCCCUUUAAGAUUUUUGCGGUAGCUUUUGGGUGUGAGCUCUCCAGGCUGUUAUUAAUACUAUUGUUAAAUUUUUUGAUCCGUGAAAUGUUGCAUGUACCAUCCUUACAUUUCUUUACAGGCAGGAACCAGUAGGUGUCCUAUUUUUACAUUGCUUACAGGCCCAUUUGUACAAAUUUUCAAUCCUUUGCUUUCAUUUUUCCACAUUUCACACAAUUUUUUUUCCUAUUUAAAAUUUUUUGUGUUACUUGCUGUUUUAAUAACUAUUGAAUUUUAAAAAUAAUUUAUUUUUGUUUUUCUUAUUGUUUAAUCUGGCUUGCAACACUAGUAUGGAGGAAUUAAAAGAAAUGGCACAUUAAAGGAAGUGGCAUGAGUUCAGAGCGCAUCAUAUAAGUUACAGUUGUUUCUUCACGUGUUUGGUGAUUAUGGCAAAACUUUUGUGCACAAUUUGAGAGUAAAUGAGAACAUCCCAUACAUGUUCAGUCAUUUAGACACCUUUGUUAAUAAUAAUAUUUUUCUUGUGUACUUAAACUGAAUAUUUGUCAGUAUUUUUAGGCAAUAUAUGAGGCGAAAUGUAUAGUCUGCAUAAUUAAACACUUACAAACUACACACACAGUGUUGAUAUGCUACAUAUUAUUGUCUUUUUGUAAUUAAUUGUUUUAAUAAACAUGAGAACAGUACUUAA